GAUGGCGUCUGACGGUGAAGACGUUAUUGCAGUCGUCACAGUUCAAUGUUCUUAAUUUGUGCCUCCAUGUACACAUAUAUGUCCUUUAUUAGACUCUAGUAAAUAGAGUAAACAUCGUUAAUAACUGUUUGCAUCUGGUUAUAUUAGUCUGAGCGCACUUUGAUGCUUCUCGAGCUAGCUUAGCCUGCUAGUUAGUUUAGCUUGUUAGCUGCUAACAAAGAGAGGCGGAAGUGAUCAAAACACAUCACUAAGUAGAGAUCAAGUGUGAGUGUAAAGUGUUGUGAUUGUGUGAAAAUGUGCCAAAGAACCAUAGCAGAGUACGAGGAGGAACUUUGUCCAACAAAAGAGGAGAAGGAGCGACAACAUGAAAAACAUCAAGUUGUGUUGCACAGAACAGACAUCCAUCAGCUGAUUGGACACCAAGAAGAAUGUCUCCCUCAUCUGCAGGGGGACAGUUUCACUGUAAAGUAUCCACAGCCCUCACAUUUUAAAGGGGACAAGGAGUAUCCACAGCCCCCCUAUUUCAAAGAGGAAGAGGGGGGAGAGUGUCCUGUAGGGCAGGAGGAGGCUGAUGUCAGCAAGUUUCCACUGACUGUUGUCUCUGUGAAGACUGAAGAGCAUGAAGACAAACCACCUGAGUCCUCACAGCUUCAUCACAGUCCAAACAUCUGUGAAGAACAUCUUGACCCUGAGCAACAGAAGUGGAGCUUCAGGAUGCGAACGGAGGAGCCACAGCCCUUCCACAUUAAGAAGGAAGAGGAAUACCUACAGACCCCCAUUUUUAAAGAGGAAGAGGAGGACCCACAGACACCCCAUUUUAAAAAGGAAGUGGUGGAUCCACUGACACCCCAUUUUAAAAAGGAAGCGGUGGAUCCACUGAGCCCUCACAUUAAAGAGGAAGAGGAAGAACACAGCAUCAAUCAGCAGGGAGAGCAUCUUGAAGGACUGGAGGAGGUUGAUGUCACCAAGAUGCCAGUGACUGGUGUCCCUGUGAAGAGUGAAGAUGAUGAGGUGAAAGGUGAAAGUGAGGAGAGGGGAGGGGGGGAGCCUCCAAGCAGCAGCUCAACACAACACAUGACAACAGAAGCUGAUGGAGACCACUGUGGAGGAUCACAAGCAGACAAGCUCUUAGCUCCACUAUCAGAUAGUGAGGACACAACGUCACACUCUCCUGACACUGAUGAUGAAGACUCUAAAGAUGAUAAGACAUGUCACACUGACAACACUCACUUCACAUCUUCUCACUCUCACAAAACAUUUAAAUCUCCUAGUAAGUUGAAAAGACACAUGAGAACACACACUGGAGGAAAACCUUUUUCAUGUUCAAUCUGCGGUAAAGAUUUUAUUCAGAGGUACGAUUUGAAAAGACACAUGAGAACACACACUGGAGAAAAACCUUUUUCAUGUUCAAUCUGCGGUAACGAUUUUAUUCAUAGGCAACAUUUGAAUACACACAAGACAAUUCACUGGAGAAAAACCUUUUACUUGCUCAGAAUGCUGUAAAAGAUUUGCGCGAAAAGCAGAGUUAAAAAGACACAUGAGAAUACACACUGGAGAAAAACCAUUCAUGUGCCCAAUUUGUGGCAAAGGAUUCUCCCAGAAGGGACAGUUGGUAAACCACACAAAAACACACACUGGAGAAAAACCUUUUUCAUGUUCAUCUGUAGUAAAGGAUUUACUCAAAGGCACCUUUUCAAAGCACACAUUAGAAGACACACAGGAGAAAAACCUUUUUCAUGUUCAAUGUGUGGUAAAGCUUUUACUCGAAGUGACCAUUUCAAAGCACACAUGAGAAUACACACUGGAGAAAAAACGUUUUUAUGUUCAAUCUGCGGUAAAGAUUUUACUCGAAGGGACCAUUUCAAAGCACAUAUGAGAAUACACAAUGAAUAAAAAACCUUUUUCUUGUUAAGAA
Molecule: messenger RNA, 1915 nt
Organism: Nerophis ophidion (straightnose pipefish)
Lineage: Eukaryota; Metazoa; Chordata; Actinopteri; Syngnathiformes; Syngnathidae
Product: zinc finger protein 316-like
Exons: 3
Coding region: 295-1503 (402 amino acids)
Biological process (GO): regulation of transcription by RNA polymerase II
Molecular function (GO): DNA-binding transcription factor activity; RNA polymerase II cis-regulatory region sequence-specific DNA binding
Source: RefSeq, a predicted model, not a curated record